Molecule: messenger RNA, 1391 nt
Organism: Cucumis melo (muskmelon)
Lineage: Eukaryota; Viridiplantae; Streptophyta; Magnoliopsida; Cucurbitales; Cucurbitaceae
Product: DNA repair protein XRCC2 homolog
Exons: 10
Coding region: 189-1154 (321 amino acids)
Biological process (GO): double-strand break repair via homologous recombination
Cellular component (GO): Rad51B-Rad51C-Rad51D-XRCC2 complex; replication fork
Molecular function (GO): DNA binding; ATP binding; ATP-dependent DNA damage sensor activity
Source: RefSeq, a predicted model, not a curated record
CAAUUUAGGAAUUUGGCCUACGAUUUACCUCAGACUCGUGAAUCGCAAACUCCACCCACCGUAAAAAAAAAAAAAAAAAAAAGUAAAAAAGGAAAAAUUUCAAGUCACGUUGUAGUGGCUCACGUUCCGGCGAUUUCCCUCCAAAACCCCAACCCCAGCCCGCCGGUCAGGCCAACAAGGGCGUCCUUAUGGCGCUCAGCCAGUGGAUAGACGGCGAUGAGAGCGCCUCGGAGAUGCUUGGCAGAGUUCUCAAAGAGCGAACCUCCUUGGUUGUUCCGCCUCUCCACAGAGUUCCUCUCCGUGUUGGCAAUGUGGUCGAACUUGUUGGACCUUCUGGUUCUGCCAAAACACAGAUCUUAAUCCAGGCUGCAGUUAAUUGCAUUCUUCCCAAGGAGUGGAAUGGGAUCCACUACGGAGGCUUGGGAUGCUCUGCGGUGUUCAUUGACUUGGAUUGUCGUCUUGACAUCACAAGGCUGCUCCAAGUUCUGAAGCUUCGAAUUUUGGAAGCCAUUAGCAAUGGAUCCUUAAAUACAGGAGAUGGGGAAAAUUUUGAUGCAUUAUAUGCUACAUGCUUGAGAAGAUUCUUUUACAUCCGUUGCUAUGACAGUUUUGAAUUUCUUGCCACUCUCAAGACCAUGCAUCAUAAACUUCAAAAAGAAAGAGACGGCCUUGGAGUUGGGUUACAUCUACUUGUGAUCGACAGUAUUGGAGCUUAUCAUUGGGUCGAUCGUAUCUCAUCAUCCUUGCCUCCAUGGGGUCACAACAGGAAAGGCUUUUCUCUUGCAAAUGUGCUAGAAGCUGCAGUAGAAGAGGUUAGAAAGCUUUUACUGGUGCAUCCGAGUAUUGUUAUUGCUUCAAGAGCAACCAUUUUUGGGUAUAGAUCUUCCAACGUAGUUAGACGUGAUAAAUCUUUAUCAGAGUCAGAAUUAAGGCAUGGGAAACCCGAUGGUGGACUAGGUUUGUACCGAGAGUAUAUGCCUUCUGCAUGGCAGUCUUUUGUCACGCACAGAGUUUUUGUUCGAGACUCAGACGAACAUCUUGCAUUUAGCAGUUGUGAGCAUCAACCAACAUAUUCUUCUGAAUGGCUGCUACCAUCCCUAGGUUUCGUCGAUAAAUUUAUUGUGACAAAUGCUGGCGUCUUUUCAGUACCGUGAACAUUUGUUUCUAUUUGCUAUGGCCCAUUUCUUGGACAUGUUCUGUUUGUUCCAGGAUUUGUUUUAAAAAUAUUAUUAUUGGCUGAAUGAUGUAUGUUACUUGUCUUAGUUUUUGUAUUAUUGUUUCAUUCCUGUGAUUUGGGUCUCGUUUGACAGCUAAAAGAAGCCACUGUCAUUGUAGUUGACGUGUUUUUUUUUUAUUAUCAACUAUCUAAAAGCUAACAACUCUUACAAAAA